Osmia bicornis bicornis is the source of this 2727-nucleotide messenger RNA. RefSeq names its product diacylglycerol lipase-beta-like. The record is from RefSeq and is a predicted model, not a curated record. Gene Ontology annotation, biological process: lipid metabolic process. Lineage: Eukaryota; Metazoa; Arthropoda; Insecta; Hymenoptera; Megachilidae. The transcript has 15 exons. Bases 468 to 2477 code for a protein of 669 amino acids.
UGGACAGUCGCCGCCAACCAGCUCGACAGAUUGAACGUGGGGUGCUAGAAAACAAGGUGAACGGGUUUGCCAUACGCAUUAUGCGAGCUGCACUUAGCUCGUUCGGUUCGCUAAAGAUCCCGCUCUGUUUCGUCUUUCACCGAGUCAGCGAAAAUUUUGUUCGCUUAUGAUUUCGCGGCUAUGGCUCUACGUGUAGCGUAGAAAAAGAUAUCAUCCAAAACUCGUUCUGCCAGUUGAUAAAACGGUAAAAGACAAAGAGGAUCCUACACUCGUGGAUGGACUGAUUGAGUGAGACUGUGCUUUGGUGAAUUGUGAAUGAUUCUAAGCCACAGGUGUCACUGGGAGGAUUCGUCAGAUAAAAACAGAAAACAUGAAGAUUUCCAUGGAGAGAUGACUGUGGGUGAAUGUAAUCUCAGAAUUUGGAACAGAAUUGAAUCCUUAGCAGGAUCAGGGUCCAGUUAAGGAAAAUGCCUGCGAUAAAACUUUUUGGAAGAAAAUGGUUAGCAGCGACCGAUGAUCUUGUAUAUCCUGGUCUUUUUGAAAUUUUCAUUAGAGCAGUUUGGUUAAUACUGAUUGGUGCUGCUUGUUACAAAUAUUACGAGUACACAUGGAGUUGUCAUUUAGGGGGAGAGCUAGUCCGGAUAUAUCUAUUCGGAGAAAUAGCAUUUCUUAUCACAUCUAUGCUUUUCAUGCUGGUCAUUGUCAGGCACAGUGCAAAAGGAAGUAUCAUGGACACGAAGGCUCGUAAAUAUGUUGAGCCACUCUUGACAGUUAAGAUACUGUUACUCCUGCCAGAGAUAGGGUGGAACAUAUUAGGAAGUAUGUGGAUGUUUGGAUCAGAAAUCGAAUGUGGCUACGAACACUAUACAGUUAACGUGGUGAAGACUCUGGUGUUUUUCGACUGGAUUCUUAUAGGCCUAACAAUUAUUGGGUUAGUCAUUAUAUUCGAUCCGUUGGGUUCGUUGAAAGAUGAGCAACUGGAUAAUUCCAUCGAGCAUGGGAAAUUUUCGAAAAACUGGAUACGGAGAUUCAAGUUUCUCUGGUGGAUGCGAAAAGAUGACAAUGCUAAAGAGACCUUUCAACAUAUCGCUGGUUUAUUAAGCUGUUUAUUCCGUGGAACGGACUUGGUACCUUCAGAUGCAGUGGCGGGGUUUAUUCUACUUCGAAUUAGACAGAAAUAUGAAACUCAUGAGUUGCGUCGAUUAAAUCUACUUCCUAGUCCAGUAUACACUGCCGACGCGUCCAUCAUUUUUCGCGAUACACCUAGCUGGAUGUCUUUGGAAAGUUCUCUUCAUUAUCUGCAACUUUCAAUGGCCUGUUACGGGUGGUUAUUUGUUAUUUAUAAGCAUUGGUAUACAGGGUGUUUUCGUGUUAUCAAAAAUUUGACCUGUUGCGCUUGCUUUAGACGAAAGCCUGCACCAAUCACUGGCGACAAUUGCUGCUACUGUUAUUUGGCCGGUGUAACAUAUUUAUCGGGUUUAUCUACUGACGACAUAAUAUUUGCAUCGUUUAAAAAUCGUCUGUGUGAGAUACCUUACUGCGUGAUCGCCGACCAUAAAACGAAAAAUAUCGUGAUCGCAAUACGAGGUUCUCUAUCGUUACGUGAUUUGCUCACGGAUAUAGCUGCUGGUUCCGAUAUAUUCGAAUGUGAAGGCAUUCCACCUGGCUCGCAGGCACAUAAAAGUAUGAUAACAGGAGCUAGAGGAAUUUUAGAACAAUUAGAUGAAAAUAAAAUUUUCGAAAAGGCGUUCAUUACGUAUCCUGAUUAUAAUUUAAUGAUCACAGGUCACAGUCUGGGCGCCGGUAUAGGCAUUCUCUUAGCACUUUUACUACGGCCUAGAUACCCAGAUUUAAAGGUCUACGCGUUCUCCACACCAGCUGGCCUUCUGUCUCGCGAGGCUGCCAAAGUAACCGAAGAAUUCGUCCUAUCGGUCGGAGUUGGUGAUGACUUGGUGAUGAGGCUAAGCGUUGACAGUACUGAAAAUUUAAGAACCGCAUUAGUCAUGACCCUUAGAUCGUGUCGGCUACCAAAGUAUAGAGUGGUAUUAAAUGGAUUGGGUUACAUGUUAUUUGGUAUACCAGAGAGGGAUCUCAAUAAAACGUGGACCAAUUGUAAUGUAAUUGCAACUUCGACGGGACAAUCACCGCUGCUUAGCGUAAAAGAGUCACAGAGAACAGAUGAAAAUGAUAUGUAUGCGAAGGAUAUAACGAAGAGAAGAUUUUCAAGGGUGAAGUUGUAUCCUGGAGGGAGGAUACUUCAUAUAAUUAAAUGCAAACCUGAAAAAGUAGAAGGGAAAAGAAAAAAGCAGAAGGCAGACGAAAAAAGAUACGAAAUGCGAUGGGCACAACCAGAAGAAUUUCCAGAAUUGAUUGUAAUGCCACGAAUGGUGUUAGAUCAUUUACCAAAAUGUAUAGAAAAAGCUCUUACGGCAUUAGUGGAACAACAAAACAGAUUACCAGUUUACCUCGAUCUAUAAUAUAGUCAAAAACAAAAACUAUGUGAUAAUUGAAGUUAGAAGAAAAAAAUACAUUCAAUCAAAUGAUCUUUUAUUCAUUCAAAAUGGUACAAAUAUUUUUGUAUUUUUAUAACAUAAAAAGUAAAGAAUCAAUUUAAUUAUUCCAUCCAAGGUAGUAUAAUGACGAAUUUCAAAAUAUACUGUCAGUUUUGUAAUAGGCUUCAUGUACCACUAAAAUAAUAAUUUUAAUAAAUUAAUAUUAAAAUAAAAA